AACAAACUACUUAAAAUGAUGAAACUUGAGAACUGAGAAACAUUAAUCUAUUGCCUUAGAGGCCACUAGUUAAAUAUACUAGUAAUAUGCAUUUGUGAAAGAGCUAAAACUUGGUGUAUAAAUAAGCAUUUCGAUUUCAGCUUCUUCAUCAAUCACCAUAGCACAUCGAUCAUGAUUUUCAUCUAUAUAUUUCUCUUUCUCUCCUCAGCCAUUAUAGAUUCAAAUGGGUUUGCAAUGGCCCAAAAGUUGGAGGCUAAGGGUGGGAAAGGGGGCAAGGAAUGGGAUGAUGGAGCCGGCCAUGAUAAUGUAGCAAAAGUUUAUAUACGAGGUGGUCUUGAAGGCAUACAAUACAUCAAAUUUGAUUAUGUCAAAGAUGGACAGUCUGUAGAGGGAUCAAUCCAUGGUGUUUCGGGUAGUGGUUUCACACAAAUGUUCGAGAUUGACUAUCAAAACGGUGAACAUAUUGUAUCUGUUGACGGUUACUUUGACAAAUCCGGUGUGAUGCAAGCACUUGAAUUCAAAACCAACCGGAAGACCUCUGAAGUGAUUGGAUACCCAAAGAGUAAUACAAAGUUUUCACUUGGUGGGGUAAACGGAAAGAUGAUCAAUGGCUUCCAUGGAUCCGCGGGGAAAGCCCUAAAUUCCAUUGGAGCGUAUUUAACAAAAGUUCCUCCUACUAAGUCAGAACUCGUAGGUGGUUGGGGCGGCGACUACUGGGAUGAUGGUCCUAAUUAUGAUGGCGUAAGAAAGGUGUAUGUUACUUACAUGAACACUUGUAUAAGGAGUAUCAACAUCGACUACGAAAAAGACGGACAAGUUGUGACAAGUUCCCACGGGAACAAGGAGGGAGAGACAGAGGAGUUUGCGAUAGACUAUCCAAAUGAAUUUUUGAUAUCAGUGGAGGGUACGUACGACUCAAUCCUAUUCCCCGAUCAUUACGUUUUGGUCAUUACGUCCUUGAGUUUCAAAACAUCGAAAGGUAGAAUAUCUCCCACAUAUGGGGUUGUGUCUGGUACCAAAUUUGUGCUGGAGAGCCAAGGUAAUGCAAUUGUCGGAUUCUAUGGGAGAAAUGGUGGUGCUUUCGAUGCUAUUGGGGUUUAUUUCUCUCCGAUAUGAUUUCUUCGUAAUAUUAAGCUAUGAAGGCUACUAAACGUAUAUGGUUCCACUGAAAAACUUACCAACAACUUCACCAAUUUUAUCAUGUUGUUUUAUAAUGCUCACAUCUAUUAAUAAAUAUUUACUAUAUGAUGUUCCUCAUCUUCUUUAAUUUCACAUUGUAUUUCGAGUUUGCAAAUCUAUGUAAUAAAAUAAGGGUCUCUAUUUCGGUAUUAUAUAAAAUAUUUUAUAACAUUGGA
This is a messenger RNA of Arabidopsis thaliana (thale cress), 1355 nucleotides long. RefSeq names its product Mannose-binding lectin superfamily protein. The record is from RefSeq and is marked reviewed. The transcript has 4 exons. The coding region runs from base 172 to 1116 and encodes 314 amino acids. NCBI's taxonomy places the organism in Eukaryota, Viridiplantae, Streptophyta, Magnoliopsida, Brassicales, Brassicaceae. Gene Ontology annotation, molecular function: carbohydrate binding.